Molecule: messenger RNA, 198 nt
Organism: Hepatospora eriocheir
Lineage: Eukaryota; Fungi; Microsporidia; Hepatosporidae
Source: the annotation of a GenBank genome assembly
AUGGGAUUGCUAAUUUCGUUCAUGUUGCUAUUCUUUGGAAUGUCUUGGAAUAAAUUCAAUCUGUUAUUAUCAAAAUUAAACAACUUUAUGUUUCCAUCUCUAUAUCCACUUACCACCAAUGAUUCUAAAUUAUCUAUAUCCAUACACAAUGGGCUCUCUUUAUUCAUUUAUUUUGAAAUUGGGGUUAUAAAAUUUUAA